AUGACAGAUUUUUUAUAUAACUUUCUCAUAGGGGGAGUUACAGCUGCAUGUUCAAAAACUGCCUUUGCCCCAUUUGAGAGAGUUAAACUACUACUCUAAACCUAAGAUGCCAUUUUAAAAGUGUAGAAUGGACAAACAAAGAAAUAUAAUGGAAUCAUUGAUUGUUUCUCACGAAUAUUAAAAGAAGAGGGAUUAUCUGCGUUUUGGAGAGGAAACUUCCCAAACAUCAUCAGAUUUUUCCCAGCGCAAGCUUUAAGCUUUGCUUUUAAGGAUACAUACAAAUAAAUAUUCAUCCAAUAUGAUCCAAAGAAAUAACCAAUUCGUUUUUUUCUAAGUAAUAUUGCUGCAGGGGGUGCAGCUGGCGCCACUUCUUUGCUAUUAGUUUAUCCUUUAGAUUUUGCAAGAACAAGAUUAGCAGUAGAUAUUGGUAAGUAAGCUGAAAGGCAAUUCACUGGGUUAACUGAUUGUUUGAGUAAAAUGUAUAAGUCUGAUGGUUUCAUCGGAUUGUAUAGAGGUUUCGGAGUUACAAUUUUUGGUGUGGUGUUUUAUUGAGCCAUAUAUUUUGGUGCUUUUGACACAGCAAAAUGGAUGUUUAAUCACUAAAAUCAUAUAUUUUAUCUAUUUCUUUUAGGUUAAUUUGUAACAUUUACUGCUGGUAUUUUAUCAUAUCCCUUAGAUACAAUAAGAAGAAGGAUGAUGAUGCAAUCAGGUAUAUUAUUAGUAAUUAUCGAUAAAUAGGGAGAGAUGAUGUACUUUAUAAAAAUAGUUUUCAUUGUUGUUUCAAAAUUAUUAAAAAUGAAGGAAUAAAAGGAUUGUUUAAAGGA
This is a messenger RNA of Paramecium tetraurelia, 824 nucleotides long. RefSeq lists its product as uncharacterized. The transcript is spliced from 3 exons. The record is from RefSeq and is a predicted model, not a curated record. Gene Ontology annotation, biological process: mitochondrial ADP transmembrane transport; mitochondrial ATP transmembrane transport. Gene Ontology annotation, molecular function: ATP:ADP antiporter activity. Gene Ontology annotation, cellular component: mitochondrial inner membrane. NCBI's taxonomy places the organism in Eukaryota, Ciliophora, Oligohymenophorea, Peniculida, Parameciidae.